Dipodomys ordii (Ord's kangaroo rat) is the source of this 5541-nucleotide messenger RNA. RefSeq names its product Rho/Rac guanine nucleotide exchange factor (GEF) 18 (gene Arhgef18). NCBI's taxonomy places the organism in Eukaryota, Metazoa, Chordata, Mammalia, Rodentia, Heteromyidae. Bases 355 to 4032 code for a protein of 1225 amino acids. The transcript is spliced from 27 exons. Gene Ontology annotation, molecular function: guanyl-nucleotide exchange factor activity. Gene Ontology annotation, biological process: small GTPase-mediated signal transduction. The record is from RefSeq and is a predicted model, not a curated record.
CGGCAGGGGACAGAGCACCCCACGUUUUCAGACCCCCCCAUCUGCCUGGAUUCCCAGAAAAAAACCUUGGUCUCCCUGCAGCUGGGGACUGAGGAGGCAGGCGGUUGAGGAAGAGGAAGUUGGGGUACAGUUGGGUAACCUUGAGCGCUCCCGGCUUGGGCUGGCUUGAAACUUUGGCCUUGGUCACGGGGGUCCGGCAGAAGCUGGGGGCCAAGCUGGGGGCCCAUCUCACACACAACCAGGCUAUCUGGGUCAGAGCCCAAGUCAUGUAACCAGCAGCCCUUUGACUCUGGAGCUGCCCCCAAGAGCAGACGGGAACCCUGGAGGCCGGAGAACCCAGAUUCCUUCUCCACCAUGGAGGAUGAGCAGGAGGACAGUUUCCCAGGAGGGCUCAGCCAGAGCUCAGAAGAUCUCAGCCUGGAUUUGGAGGCCCUGCGGGGUAGCGAGUAUUUCCAGGACCUGGGCUUAGGGGACCCUUCCCACAGCCAGCCUGGAGGGGCGACAGAGAGCAGGACUCCUGGCAAAGAAACUAAGAGAGAUCCAACCUUGUCCAGCUCAGCAGGGGCCCAAGUCCUGCCGAGGAGACGAAGCUGGGAGAGGUCUCGGAGUUGUUCAGGGAGCAGGCGGAGGCUCAGUCUGGACACUCCAGAUAUGGGGCCCUGUCUCCCACGCUGGCUGGCUAGCCUGGCUCUUAAUCUGUCAGGAGAGGGCUUGAAGAGUUGGACCCAAGGGGGUGUGUCUGGAGACAGGAGCCCAGCAGAACACCCAGACAAGGAAUCGGGCAGCCUGGAGAAGAAAGUAUUACGGUCCAGAUCCGUGCCCCUGGCCUGCGAGGACAUCGGUUGUCUGGAGCUGGCUCCAGAGUGUGAAGUGUGCACUUUACCUGGCCAAGAACUACAGCCCCCAGUGCUGCAAUGCCUAGAGAAGGACCACGUGGAACCCAACCAUGUGUUGAUGGUACAGGAAGUGCUUCAAGAACUUCGACAGUACCAUGGGGCCCGGCAGAGGGCUCACCUGUCCACCAGCCCUGGGGGACCCCAUUCCAGCCUCACCUGGUUUGAGUUCCUGUCUGAGAACGAAGAUGGCGCAAGCAAGAAUGAGAAGACAGACAAGAGCACCCGGGUGAAGCGGAGCCUGAGCUCCCUCCGCAGCCGGGUCACCAGGCAGAAGGAGAAGGGGAAGAGCCUAGUUCUCAGAGACAAGGCUCAGGAUGCUCGUGAGAGGCGUGAGUGUGCCAACGGCCACCAGCUGGUACCAGGGACCUUCUCCAGCCAUUCCAGCUGUCCCUUGUGUGACAAGCCUUCGCUGAGCUCUGCAUCGCUGAAGGAGCAGCCUCCGCGGGCCACCCUCCUGUCCCAUGGCAGCCCGGUCCCCGCCAGGAAUGUCGGCAUGACGGUCGCUCAGAAAGGGGGACCCCAGACAACAUCAAGCCCAGCCGGAACUGGGGUACGAUUCGGACCAGCCACAGGAGAGAUGGAUGAAGCUGACUCUGUGUUCCUAAAACUGAAGCAGGCAGCCGACGACUCUCUGUCACUUACACCCUCCAAUGCAGACUCAGUUUUCCUGGAAGAUCCCUACACUGCCUCACUGAGGAGCGAGAUAGAAGCUGAUGCCCACGAGUUCGAGGCUGAGUCCUGGAGCCUGGCAGUAGACUUGGCAUAUGCCAAAAAACAAAAGAAAGAGGUGGUGAAGAGGCAAGAUGUCCUUUAUGGUAAGAAAAUUGGCAACUUUUCCAUUGUUCGGCGGCUUGGCGUGCAGGAGUGUAUUCUCCUGGUUACCCAGCGCAUAACCAAAUACCCGGUGCUGGUGGAGCGCAUUAUUCAGAACACAGAAGCUGGCACAGAGGAUCAUGAAGACCUCACCCACGCCCUGAACCUCAUCAGAGACAUCAUCUCCCAAGUGGAUGCCAAGGUGAGCGAGUGCGAGAAGGGCCAGCGCCUCCGGGAGAUCGCUGGGAAGAUGGACUUAAAGUCCUCCAGCAAACUCAAGAAUGGGCUCGCCUUCCGCAAGGAGGACAUGCUGCAGAGGCAGCUGUACCUAGAGGGCGCCCUCUGCUGCAAGACCACAUCUGGACGCCUGAAAGACAUCCUUGCCGUCCUGCUCACUGACGUGCUUUUACUACUGCAAGAAAAAGAUCAGAAAUAUGUCUUUGCAUCCGUGGACUCCAAGCCACCUGUCAUCUCUCUACAAAAACUCAUCGUGAGGGAGGUGGCCAAUGAAGAGAAAGCUAUGUUUCUGAUCAGCGCCUCCCUGCAAGGGCCUGAAAUGUAUGAAAUCUACACCACCUCCAAAGAGGACAGGAACACCUGGAUGGCCCACAUCCGGAGGGCAGUGGAGAGCUGUCCUGAUGAGGAGGAGGGACCCUUCAGUGAGGCCGAGGAAGAGAGAAAGGCAGUAGAGGCACGAGCCAUGAGACUCAGGGACUUCCAAGAGCGGCUAAGCCUGAAGGACCAGUUAAUCACUCAGAGCCUCCUGGAGAAGCAGCAGAUCUACAUGGAGAUGGCAGAGAUGAGUGGGCUCCAAGAUCCCGGCCAGUCCCACUCCCUCGGGCUCUUCCGUGGGGGUGACCCCACAGAGACACUGCAGGGGGAACAGCUCCUGAAGUCGGCCAUGAAUGAGAUUGAGGGCAUCCAGAGCUUAAUCUGCAGGCGGCUGGGCAGUGCCAAUGGCCAGGUGGAGGAGGGAGGCGGCCCCUCGGGCCUCCCCCGGAGGGCAGAGACCUUUGGGGGUUAUGACAGCACUGGCAGCCCCAGCAGGAAUGGCAGUUUUAAGAAGAAGGUCUAUAGCAAUGACCCAAGGCCCCGAGAUUGGAGGGGGCCUGCCAGCAGCCCGGACAUGAAACUCAGAGAUGGUGAUGCGCCAGGAGGCAGCAAAGAGUCACGGCAAGCGGGUGAGGUGGUCAAGGCAGAGACUGGCCCCCGUCUGCCCACUAUCCUGGAGUCCGAGCUUGUCCAGCGAGUCCAGACGCUGUCGCAGCUGCUCCUAGGCCUGCAGGCUGUCAUCGCACAGCAGGACAGCUACGUAGAGAUGCAGCGGGCAGCCAUCCAGGAGCGGGAGAAGCAGUUCCGGCUGCAGUCCACGCGCGGGAACCUGCUGCUGGAGCAGGAGCGGCAGCGCAACUUCGAGAAGCAGCGGGAGGAGCGCGCGGGCGUGGAGCGGCUGCAGAGCCAGCUGCGGCAGGAGCAGCAGCGCUGGGAGCGUGAGCGCAUGCGCCAGCAGCAAGAGCUGGAACUAGCGGGCGCGCGCCUGCAGGAGCGCGAGGACGAGGCACGGCAGCUGCGCCUGCGCUUGGACCAGGAGCGCUCAGAUCUGGAGCAGCACCGCCAGGCCUACCAGCAGGACCUAGAGCGGCUGCGCGAGGCCAUGCGCGCCAACGAGCGCGAGCGCGAGCGACUGGAGCGCCAGGACCUACUGCGCAAACUCAAGAAGCAGAACACGGCGCCCGGGGCACUGCCGCCAGAGGCGCUGGCCGAGGCCCAGCCCCCAAGCCACAACCCCAGCUUCAAUGGGGAAGGGCUGGAGGGGCCAUCAGCCCCCACCAAAGGGACCCGGAUGAGCAUGCUCCUGUCGGGGGCCGGGCCUGAUUGUGUGGAGCGCCCGGAGGUGGCUCGCCGGGACAGUGCCCCAGCCAAGAGCGAUGUGCCCAUCCAGCUGCUGAGCACCACCAACCAGACCCAGAGGCAGGCAGCUGUGCAGCAGCAGAUCCCUACCAAGCUGGCCGCGUCCACCAAGGGCAGCAAGGACAAGGGCAGCAAGAACAGAGGCUCCCAGCGCUGGGAGAGCUCAGCAUCAUUCGACCUGAAGCAGCAGCUGCUCCUCAACAAGCUCCUGGGGAAGGACGAGAACACGUCGAGGAACCGGCGCUCGCUCAGCCCCGUCCUGCCUGGCAGCCACAGUUCUGUGCCCACCCCAGAUCUCUGCUUCCCGGCCCUGCCUGGGGGUGCCCCCGUGCCCCCACCCCCCUCACCACUGCCGGCCACACCCCUGGCCAGCAAAGAGGAAGCCAGCAAGGAAGAUGUCAUCUUCUUCUGAGGGGUGGAGACCCCAAGUGCAGGCCCUGCUCUGUCCUGCACAGCCUCUGUAUCUCUGGUAACCCCCCCCAACGUGGGGUGACUAUGCCUGAUCAGCUGACCCCUUUCCUGCCUAAGCACCCCCCUCUCUGAUGCCCGCCUGGCCAGGUACUGCAGUCUAUGGGUUCUUUGUAAGGGAUGGGGGACUCCCCCAGGGAUGCCCCCAGAUCUGUGUGGGAGCCUGAACCCACGCUCAGCCAAGGAGCUACUUUGAACCAGAGCACCCUGUUAUGUAGGGAGAAGUGGUUUUCUGGGCAGCAAGAAGUGUGGGUUCCCCCAGGAGCCGGAAGAGACCUCCAUGUCAGGAGGUCACCAUGAAGCUUGGGCAUCAUCAGGGCAACCGUAGGGGUGGAUGUUCAAAGCCAGGCAGAGACCCCCCCUCCUCCAGCAGUGACAGAUCCUCAGCCAACAAGUGAGGGAGGCUGUGGGCUAUGGCGGACCAUGGAGCUCAGCUUAAAGGGAGCUACCACCCGUUGCCCCUUGUAACCUGACAUAGAUUAUUUCCAAACACUGCGUCUCAAGAACACCCCCCCACUCCACCCCUCAGCCUGUCUGGGAGGCUGAGCCCUCAGGUUCCAGCCAGAGCAGACACCCCCUAAGUGGAAGGGUCCUCAGUCCCCAUGAAAUGGAUAGGUUUCCCCCCAGGCUCCCCAGGGACUAGUGUCCCUGCCACACAGGCAUGUGGAGGAAAGGCAUAGGGAUAGGAAAGGCAUAGGUGGCUUGUGUUGGUGCCUCCAACUUUGCAUUGAGCCACUCAAGCUGUGGGUGAACCACACAGAGGAAAAUGGGCCGAUCUCCAAUGCCCAGGCCCAGCCCGGCUGCUCAGAGCCAAGCCUGGCUGCCUACAGUAGGACUUGGCAAUAAGACCAGGUCCCAAGCUGCUCACUCUAGUUCUCAUGGGUUCUUGGACCCCAACCAGGGCCAAAUGAGCUUCCUGGGCCCCAGUGAAGACUUGUCUUGCCAGUGCCCCACCGGGCCAUCCCCAAUACUGGGCAGGCACAGAGGACUGGAAGCCAUGAGGAAGUGCCCUCCUAGGCAGCAACCCCUGUAAGGCAAGGUUACCAGUGCCCUGGGGACCAGGCAGGUGCAGACAGUAGCUGGGGUCCAGCCAGUGGUGGUGACAGGACUUGAGAGCACAACAGGUGGCGUGGUAUCCCCCAACUUUGUCCCCCCCAAGCGUCUUAGAACCUCAACUUUGCGCACGCUGGUCCUCUUCCGUUCAUAACUGUCUCUCCUGUGUCCAGAGCGCCCCUCCCCCAGCACACCUGUGCCAUGUUCCAGUGUUUUGUACUUUUGUACUGAGAUUUAUCCAAGCACUUUAGAAGAGCAGACUAAAUCCCUGCUGUUUUAGAACCCUGCCUAGCACCAGUGGCAAUCCCCUUCCCACCCCCCCCCCCGUGGCCACACACCUGUCCCCCAAGCUGGCAUGUUCCAGUCCUAGCCAGAGAAGCCAUGUGGUGGGGACCAGGUC